Fulvia fulva is the source of this 1128-nucleotide messenger RNA. RefSeq lists its product as uncharacterized. Gene Ontology annotation, molecular function: protein binding. Bases 1 to 1128 code for a protein of 375 amino acids. Lineage: Eukaryota; Fungi; Ascomycota; Dothideomycetes; Mycosphaerellales; Mycosphaerellaceae. The transcript is spliced from 2 exons. The record is from RefSeq and is a predicted model, not a curated record.
AUGCAGUACCACAACAUCAUCACGAUCCGUGGACGUUCAAUACUGUCACCGCCACUGAUUCACCCUCAUUACGCCUGGUACCAACGACAUAUCUGCGAAACGACACCACCAGCUCCUCUAAGGGAGAUUCUCAACCUUCACAGUAUCGACGCCACGCAAGUCAUGGCAGCUUUCACAAAGAAGAACGGCAACAUGGAUAACACAUCUUCGGACCACAUCAAUGAGCUCCCUACUGAACUCCUCGAGCACACACUUCACUAUCUACGAAUCAAGGACCUCCUUUUCGCCCAACAGGUUUGCCGCAGAUGGAAGGAGGUCAUCGAGUCUAGCAAGAAGUUACAGCAGGCGCUUUUCAUGGUUCCAGAGGAGCCGUCGGAAGGAUGGAUCUGUACCGACAUUAAGCAAUACGGAACGACCAUCGGCCUUCGAGUCGAUGCCGUCGCCUCUAAGAGAUGGCAGCGCUACUCCAGCGACUUCCUGAGCUACAGAUCCAUCGAGCGUGCACUGCAGUCAGAUCCCAGCGUCAUCUGUCGACAAACAUUCUGCACUCGAGGCCGCGUCAACGAGCUCUUCGCUCAUGCCAAUGAUGAUUCGGACAUCGAUAUCGAAGACGACUUGUUCUGGACUGAGGGCUAUAUGAACACCAUCAUCGACUUCCCGAAAUCACCUUUCGCCAAACUGCCUUCUAAGUACCACAAGAUGCUUCUCGUGCAGCCGCCGAUGGUCGAGCUAGAGGGCGAGAUGAUCUUCAAUCUCGAACACCACCCGGGAAAAGAUACCCACGUCGCAGGUCCUUCUUGUACAAGUCGGAAUGUCCACCCCGGUGAAGUUGUACCGGGUAUCAACAACAGGGAUGGCCCAUAUUAUGCGGAUGUCUAUGCCACCGUCAGGAAGUCGGAUGGCAUCACUCUUGGGCAUUUCCUCGAUGCAUUCAAACUCGCAGAGACUGACAGAUGGGCUGGUGCUAGUUGGCAGACUGGUUGGUUGGGACAGGUCGGCCACAAUCCAUUCUGCCCCUCGCCAGCUGAUGAACUUCAACUGCUCGAGCUCGCUGCCGAAGAGCAAGGAAUGGAGCGACUGUCGACCGCCAGCAAGAAGGAGGUCUGGGCAAUGAUUCACGGCGAAUGA